Sorex araneus (European shrew) is the source of this 2901-nucleotide messenger RNA. RefSeq names its product tigger transposable element derived 3 (gene TIGD3). Gene Ontology annotation, cellular component: nucleus. The transcript has a single exon. Bases 854 to 2269 code for a protein of 471 amino acids. Gene Ontology annotation, molecular function: DNA binding. The record is from RefSeq and is a predicted model, not a curated record. NCBI's taxonomy places the organism in Eukaryota, Metazoa, Chordata, Mammalia, Eulipotyphla, Soricidae.
CAGCCCCGCGGUCCUGCAGCCCGGGGAGAGCCCGGCGCGGGCGCUCGGGUCUUCUGUGCGCGCACCCGCCUUCCGCCCGGCCUCGGGACUGGGAGCCGGGGCAGGGGGGGAGCUGCGGGACGAGCGCCUGAGGUGGGUGCGGAGCGGGAGGCCGGGAACGGGAGGCCGGCCGGCGGGCGGGUGUCCAGGCGCCGGGGCCGGCCCGCCGACGGGCCCCGCGUCGAGGUGGGGAAAGGCCGGCCCGGGUUCCGAGCCCCGCACCCGCCCGCUGCCUGCCCGCCGCUCCCCUCCCGCACCACCACGCCCCUCGGGACACCCCCUCUCGCUGUCCACAGCCCCAUCACCCCUCUGCUUUGUCGCCCGUGCACCUGCCCUCCGGGCCUGCACCCCCACGCCGGAAGAGACCCUCAAGCUUAGGGCCUCGGCACCCAGGCCCAGAUGAGCUGCGCUCCGUCGGCGCCCCCGCCCCUCUUUGUCAUCUGUACACCUGUGACCUCAACUCCUGGUCCACUCCCUGACAAGGCCACCCCCGCUCCCUCUCCGGACCAGCUCCCCUCCUCCAGGGCCACUCCCCUUCCUUCACCUGCCCUGCUGAGCACCAGCCAGUCCUGCUGGGCCAUCUCCUUUGUUGUCGCUGCAGCGGUCCCCUCCGCUAUUCAUCCUUCUCCCCCAGUCCUGCUCCCCCCUCCCCACCCAGAUCCCCCAGAUCCCUUCUCUGACCAGUGAGCUCCCCCGCCCAGCUCAGGGGACCACAUCCCUCGCCUCCCACUGUGCGCUCGGGGCCAGCGGGUCUGUCCCCUCCGGGGCUGCCCUCACCUCCAGCCUCAGCCUCUCCCAGCCACCCCAAGCAGCCAUGGAGCUGAGCCACAAGAAGAAGCUGCACGCGCUCUCCCUGGCCGAGAAGAUCCAGGUGCUGGAGCUGCUGGACGAGUCCAAGAUGUCACAGUCGGAGGUGGCGCGGCGCUUCCGGGUGUCCCAGCCGCAGAUCUCUCGCAUCUGCAAGAACAAGGAGAAGCUGCUGGCCGACUGGAGCAGCGGCACCGCCAACCGGGAGCGCAAGCGCAAGCGCGAGUCCAAGUACAGCGGCAUCGACGAGGCGCUGCUCUGCUGGUACCACAUCGCCCGCGCCAAGGCCUGGGACGUGACGGGGCCCAUGCUGCUGCACAAGGCCAAGGAGCUGGCCGACCUCCUGGGCCAGGACUUCGUGCCCAGCAUCGGCUGGCUGGUCCGCUGGAAACGCCGCAACAACGUGGGCUUCGGGGCGCGCCCGGGGCUGCUGCCCCCCUGCCCUCCCGAGCCUCCUCCCCCCAGGCCCCUGGCCCGGGCCCCGGGGCCUCUCUCCCUCGCAGACUUCUCCCCGGAGGAUGUGUUUGGCUGUGCCCAAGUGCCCUUGCUCUAUCGGGCAGUGCCCGGCGGCCGAGCAAGGGCCUGCGAUGAGGUCCGGGUGCUGCUGUGUGCCAAUAGCAGGGGCACAGAGAAACGGCGCCUCGUGAUCAGUGCGCCCCAGGCGGCUUCUGGAUGCUUCUUCGGGGUCACGAGUGAGGCUCUGCCUGCCUCCUUCCACCCAGAGCCGGGCAUCCCCUGGUCAGCGUGGCUGGCACAGUUUGACCGGGACAUGGGGCGGCAGGGCCGGCAGGUGGCCUUGCUGCUGGCUGCCCACGCCGGGGAGGAGCUGGCAGGUGUCCCCAGGCUCUGCCAUGUGCGGCUCUUGCCUCUGCCGGCCGGCGCUGCCCCCUCGCUGCCCAGCGCCGUGGUCCGGGCCUUCAAGACCCAUUACCGCCUGCGGCUGCUGUGCAAGCUGGCCGCAGCCCGGGGCCAGAGCCCCUGCACAUCACUGGCCCAGGCGGGCGCCCGUCUCACCAUCCUCGACGCCCUGCACAUGGCCGCGGCGGCCUGGGCCAAAGUCCCCCCCCAACUCAUCGUGGGCAGCUUCAUUCAGGAGGGGCUGGCGCGGGGCAAGGUGCCCCCGGCCCCAGCCUGCGCCUCUGCGAUGCCCUCGGUGCCCAGGGGGCUGAGCCCGGAGGAGUUCGCCCGCUUUGUGGACCUGGAGGGCGAGCAGCCCGCGUCCUGGACGUGCAAAGAGGAGGAGGGCGCCGCAGACCAGGAGGACAGUGCAGGCGACGGCCCGGAGGCCCUGCCCACCCACGCCGAUGCCCUCCGCGCCCUGGGCACGCUGAGGAGGUGGUUUGAGUGCAAUGGCGCCUCCCCGGAGCUGUUUGAAAAGUUCUACGCGUGCGAGGAAGAGGUGGAACGGACCUGCUGUCUGUGAGGGCUGCGGGGAGCCCUGCAGAGCACCCCAGGACCCCUUCUGUUGUGUUUCCCAUGGAAACGCCCAGGGGCUGGUCUCUUUCCUGUGGAAAUGGAGCUUUGGUGAAGGGUGCAGAAGGGAGACGGGUGGGAGACUAAGUAGAAGGUCUGGGUGGAAAUUUGUCAGGCCCCCUGAGAGAAAACCUGAAGAUGGGGUGCCCGGUAAUGAGGAGCCUCGGGAGAGAAAGGCCUGACUUGUUUGGAUUGUCUGGUUGGGGCCCCACCCAGCAACACUCAGGGCUUACUCCUGGUGGCGGGGAUUGAACCCGGGUCGGCAGCUGGCAAGGCCCGUGCCCACCCCGCUGUGCUAAUCUCCAGCUCCGACGUCCUGGCUUUUGGAGCAGGGAACUGGAGUCUUGCUGACCAGGCCGAUUCCUGAAGUCUGGAUUGAAAACACUUGUGCUUCUGGAAACCAAGUUUGGGUUUGGGUCGGCACUUGCUCUUCUCAGGGCUUACUCCUGGGUGCGUGCUCAGGAACCACUCCUGGCGGUGCUUGGAGAAGCAUAUGGGGUGCCGGGGACCUUACCCGCAGCGGCCGUGCACAAGGCAGGCGCCCUGCUCUGUACUCUCGCUCUCUCUCUCUCUCUGCACCCU